Messenger RNA from Medicago truncatula (barrel medic), 937 nucleotides. RefSeq names its product soluble inorganic pyrophosphatase 1. The coding region runs from base 1 to 660 and encodes 219 amino acids. The record is from RefSeq and is a predicted model, not a curated record. NCBI's taxonomy places the organism in Eukaryota, Viridiplantae, Streptophyta, Magnoliopsida, Fabales, Fabaceae. Gene Ontology annotation, molecular function: magnesium ion binding; inorganic diphosphate phosphatase activity. Gene Ontology annotation, biological process: phosphate-containing compound metabolic process. Gene Ontology annotation, cellular component: cytoplasm. The transcript is spliced from 8 exons.
AUGAGUGAGCAUGAUCAAGAAGUUCAAGAAGUUCAAGAAAAUGUUCAAGAAAUUCACCGUCCAGUACCCCGUUUGAAUGAAAGGAUUCUUUCAUCUUUGUCAAGGAGAUCAGUUGCUGCACACCCUUGGCAUGAUCUUGAAAUUGGACCUGGAGCUCCCCAUAUUUUCAAUUGUGUUGUGGAGAUCACUAAAGGAAGCAAGGUCAAAUAUGAACUUGACAAGAAAACUGGAUUAAUUAAGGUUGAUCGAAUUUUGUAUUCUUCAGUUGUUUAUCCUCAUAACUAUGGUUUUAUCCCUCGUACACUCUGUGAAGACAAUGAUCCAAUUGAUGUCCUGGUUCUCAUGCAGGAGCCCGUCCUUCCUGGUUGUUUCCUGCGAGCCAGAGCCAUUGGACUCAUGCCAAUGAUUGAUCAGGGAGAGAAAGAUGAUAAAAUCAUUGCAGUAUGUGCUGAUGAUCCAGAAUAUAAGCACUUUACUGACUACAAGGAACUUGCACCUCAUCGCAUCAUGGAAAUUCGACGCUUUUUUGAAGACUACAAAAAGAACGAGAACAAGGAGGUGGCAGUGAAUGAUUUUCUACCUCCAAGCACUGCUGUUGAAGCCAUCCAGUACUCAAUGGAUCUUUACGCAGAAUAUAUUCUGCACACCUUGAGGCGAUAGACAAGAAUGUUGUUCUCCAAUCUCCAUUAAUAAAUCAGAAUAAGCUGCAAUCUACACAGUUCUAAAGUACCUUUUGAUCAACCGUGUCUACACACUAUUAUUUUUUAUUUUUUAUUUAGUUAGAUAAUAUACCACUUGAUUGGUUCAUCAAGUGGAAAAUGACUAUCAACUGCGCUUGAUAUGUAAUGCUUCUCAUGUAGAAUCCUAUUAUGUUUAUAUCAAUUUUGACUCAACAUACUUGUAAUCUUCAUUCCAUAAAAAAUUGCAAGAUGUUUGA